UUGGGAGGGUAGAACCAUACAGCGUCGCUCCACUGUGCCAUCACACACGCUUGUGAUAUUUUUCUUUUCUUUACCGGGAGGUAAAGAAUCGAUUCAGUGGUAGUGCGAGGGUAGUGAUACCGCGUACGAUAGACUGGAGGAUUUUAAAAAAUGCACUUCCUGUGUGUCUUUGUGAUUUUUGUGGCCCUCGUGGCGUUGGGGGAGAGUUUUGAUCUUGGACCAAUCGUGAGGAUUGCUCAGUGCAGAAUGCAGUGCAUCAAAAAACACAGCGCGGACGGCAGUUGCGAUUUGUACCUGAAUCCAGCUGAGACUGUUUGCUACGAAUGCUGGCAAUAUUGCGAAUCCUUCGAGACACAGUGGGAGGCUGCAAAAUCCAUUUGCGAGGGAGACGAAAGGCUUAAUUGUCCAGCUUGCGAAACAGCGUGCACCUACCGUGCCACCCGUCCCGAGGAGGAGUACAUGCCGUCAACUUUGCCAGCUCCAUCCAAGGGGCCCGUAAAAUUAGGCCAAUACGACAUGGCCGUAGUGAUGCGACGAGUUGGGGGAAGUUGGAAAGAAUCAGGAUACUAUCCUGGCCCACGAGUUCCAUCACUCCGCCCAGACACUUGGAUUCUCGGGGUCCUUGAGGAAGGCAUCCGGCAUUACAGCUGGGAGGAGUGGACCCCCACUCUCGAGUCCCUCAAAGACGGGCCCUUUGUCGAGGCGACAUUGUCCUGGCGGGACGUUGAUGCUCAGUUGAAGAGACACCGCGACAUCGAGCAGAAGAGAUUCAACGAUCGUGUGCGUCAAUUCUACCUUGAGAAGUACGGGGAGAAGGUGCUCGUUGAGUGGAGGGAUAGCCACGACUCACCGAUACCCGAGGAGGUCUUCCGCAGGUUCUUCUUCAGGAGGAGGAAUGAGGAGGACGCACAGUCGCAGGAAGAGGCCAUUAGUAGUGAUUAUCCUGUAUUCAAGACUGGGGAUGGGCCGUCUAUGAGGCAAUCGUUGGAGAACGAGCGCUACAUUGUGUCAUGGGAACCCGAAACUGGGGGACUCAUGGGGAAUCAAGUUGUUGACACCAUGACUGCUCAGAUAUCACUGCUACCUGGCACCAAGUAUCUCGUUAGGAUCGCCUCCGACGAUGGCCCCGGCAGCUUCUCCAUCGAAAUUGACACACGACAUAAUGCUAUGCAAGUUUGGCGGAUAAAAAAAAACAUCGAAAAUUUUUACCCAUGGAGCACCAUCACCGGGGUAAUCAGCGCCAUUGUGGUAUUCAUGAUAUGUAUCCUGGUGAGACUAUCGAUAAAGGGAAAAAUCAUCGAGGAUGAGCAACAAGUCUGAUUGUACGAGGUUUUAGGAAGAGGAUUAAAAAUUGUUGUUGAGAGCUAUUCUGAUGAACGGUAGUGACGAUUUAAGACUCAUCAAUUCAGUUGAAAUUUUUCAAAUUGUUUGGCCGUUGCAUCGUAUUUUACUGUAGGGUAAUUUGUUCAAAAUUUUACAGCGAGUCUUGGGGACUUGAUGAGCGGUGGUUUCACUGUAAAUUUGAUCUUGAAUUAUUCCGAAGAGGUGAAUGACAAAGGAGAAAAAUUUUGAGCGAUAUCUUCUUGAAUUCUAAAAUCCUCCGAACUUCCACGGACUCAAUUCAACAUAAAGGUUCAUAAAUUGUAGCUGUGAAGUUGGUUGUCAAGGCCACGCAGCAUCUGCACAGCCAACAUAGCACAAUGAAUUGCUCAAAUUACCGUAAUGAAGAGACUGUAUGAGUUAUAAAAUUUUCAGUCUAUAUCGCAUGUACAUAUGUAAAAGAAUUCUGUAUUUAUUUGUAAAUAGUUGAUCGGAAGUGUAAAUAAAUGUAUGUAUAGUAUGGCAGCGGAAUGAAGAAUAAAGAUUAUC
This is a messenger RNA of Diachasmimorpha longicaudata, 1869 nucleotides long. RefSeq lists its product as uncharacterized. The transcript has 3 exons. The record is from RefSeq and is a predicted model, not a curated record. NCBI's taxonomy places the organism in Eukaryota, Metazoa, Arthropoda, Insecta, Hymenoptera, Braconidae. Bases 151 to 1320 code for a protein of 389 amino acids.